AAACUAGAUAGAGAAAAAAAAUAAUAAUAAUCAGUCUUAAUUUUUGAUUGCAUUUACUUUUUGAGAUUGUUUAAAAAAAGCUAGCGACUCCUCUUUUUGGUCGGAGAUAAGGAAUGCAUUAUUCAUAUGCUAAAUAAAGCUUAAAGAAUUUAUAUAGAAAGUAGGCAAAGAACAAGUCUACAUGAGAUUCUGGUUGUGGCAAUCUCUUAUAUUUCAUUCCCCUCUCUAGUUGGUUUCUGCUGGUCUUGGCAUUUGCUCCUUUUGGCCAUCUCUUAAGCAAGCACAACACUCAUACACAAAAAAACUAUUAGCAAUAUGUCUUUUUUAAUUUCACCCUUCAGCAUAAUCCUCAUUUCUCUCAUUGUCUACACUAUAGCAAUAAGCACCAAUAGAGAAACUCUAGAAUUUCCCAUUGCUGGUAGCAGAAGCUGCAAAAGUAAAAAAAAUCACAAAAUACCCAUUGCACUUGAAUGUCCAAAGUUACCAACCCCAUCUCUACCUCUCAAAGCAGAAGUAUUAGUAUUUGCUGAUCAAAGGCUAUCUGUUGUAUACCCUAUCAUACAGAAAUUUAAGUCCAUAAUUACCUCGGAUCCGUUAGGCAUCACUAAAACUUGGGUAGGCUCAGAUUUAUGCAACUACAAAGGCUUCUAUUGUGAUAACCCUCCAGACAACAAGUCUGCAGUCGCUGUUGCUUCCAUAGACUUCAAUGGAUUCCAACUUGCUGCGCCCACUCUCGAUGGGUUUCUUGAUCAACUUCCUGAUAUUGCCCUCUUUCAUGCAAAUUCCAAUUUCUUUUCUGGUUCCAUAUCUCCAAAUAUUGCCAAGCUUCCUUAUCUCUACGAGCUUGACAUAAGUAACAAUUUAUUUUCUGGUUUAUUUCCUACAGCUGUUCUUAGCAUGAAUGGUUUAACAUUCUUGGACAUUCGUUUCAAUUUCUUUUCUGGUUCAAUACCACCUCAAUUAUUUACAAAAGAACUCGACGCUCUCUUUCUUAACAACAACAAUUUCAUGACGAGUUUGCCUGACAAUUUAGGAAGCACCCAUAUAAUUUAUCUUACCUUAGCCAACAACAAAUUCAUCGGUCCAAUCCCAAGAAACAUUUUCAAGGCGUUUUCUUCUUUGAGUGAGGUUCUACUCUUGAAUAAUCAGUUAACAGGUUGUUUACCUUAUGAGAUUGGUCUGCUAAAAGAGGCUACAGUAUUUGAUGCUGGCAACAAUCAGUUAACAGGGCCAUUGCCAUUAUCUUUGGCUUGUUUGGAAAAUGUGGAGCAGCUGAAUUUUGCUGGUAAUAUGUUGUUUGGUAUGGUGCCAGAGUUGGUAUGCGAGCUACAAAGUUUGGUUAACUUAUCUUUAUCUGAUAAUUAUUUUAUCACAGUUGGGCCUUUGUGUAGGAUUUUAAUUGAGAAAGGAGUGGUUGAUAUUAGAAACAAUUGCAUUCCUGAUCUUCCUUUUCAAAGAUCUGUAGAGGAAUGUGCAGAUUUCUUUGCACACCCCAAAUUCUGUCCCAGAAUGUGGUCUUAUACUUACAGUCCUUGUAAGCGUCCUUUCACUUAUGCUUCUAUGAUUCCUGGAAUGGCCCCUUCACCUUGACAGCUUUACCUCCUCAUCUUGCUCAUUGCUGCUCUGUAUUUCAGAAUUCUUUAAUUAAGAUAUAUUGUAUGCAUAAGUAAUCAAUUUUUUUCACUUCAAUUCAAGUUAUGCAAUAGAUUUGUCAACAAAAAUGCUUGGGAACUAGUUAAAUGAGCAUAAUUGCAUCAUAUGCGAAUUAAUAUAUACUGCUUGCUAUAUUUUCGCUUUAUUUUGGACUCUUAGUAGAGUAUUCAAAUGCCAAUUUGUCAAUGGUGAAUGUGUUUGUUUAUACAUGUAUUUAUACAUUUGCUACGUGUUCCUAUUUUCCAAAGGGGAAAAAGAUAAUGCAAGCUGCAGAAUAUAAUGGGGAACCAAGAUGGUAUGCUUCAGUAAAGGAAAAGGAAAGGUGAUUUAUUCUGUGAAUAUGGUCCCAAUUUUUCUCCAUACUAAAAGUGAGAUUGAAGCAACUUCUUGUUACUUGUAUCUUGAAAUGGUGAGAUUGUUGUUGAGAGCUUGAAGGUCCCAUUUGAGUUAGAGAUUACCAUCUCCUACUGCAACCAUGUGGUCCAGCUCAAAAAGCUGUCCAUUAAAGAACAAGUUAUGAUUAAAAGGUACAAUGCAUUAUGCAUAGCCUUGUCAGUGAUCACUGUUGUUUUUGAUUUUAUUAUGUUUUUAGUGGUAAUGGAGAGCUGCUGAUGCUAA
This is a messenger RNA of Jatropha curcas, 2271 nucleotides long. RefSeq lists its product as uncharacterized. Gene Ontology annotation, molecular function: protein binding. NCBI's taxonomy places the organism in Eukaryota, Viridiplantae, Streptophyta, Magnoliopsida, Malpighiales, Euphorbiaceae. The record is from RefSeq and is a predicted model, not a curated record.